AUGAGUAAUAAUUUAUUCAACGUUCUCAACUUCUCCGACACAGAAGAAGUCCCAGAAUAAUAAUAAUAGAAAAAGUCUAAGAAAAAUAAUAACAAUAAGGUAUAGGUUAUCCCAGUUGAAGAUAUACAAAAAGAAAAUACUAAACACAAUAAUCUCACCCAAAAAUAAAAAGGUGUUCCAGCUGAACCACAUCCAAAAGAUAGAGGGUCUGGAAUGGAAGAGGCAAAAAAUAACGAAAAGAAGGUGGUGGUAGAAAUAAUUGGGAAAAUUACAAAGAUGACCUCAAAGAAGAAAAAUAUGUUGCAAAAGAAAAAAAGCCAUAAGAUGCAACUAAAGAAGAAUAAAAUGAAUAAACAACAUAACCAAUUCAACCCCAGCUCCAUAAAAGAUACUUUCUGA
Molecule: messenger RNA, 399 nt
Organism: Paramecium sonneborni
Lineage: Eukaryota; Ciliophora; Oligohymenophorea; Peniculida; Parameciidae
Source: the annotation of a GenBank genome assembly